AUGAAGUAUACGGUCGGCGUUUUGGACCAAAUAUAUGUCGACAUUGUUUACCAAUACGCAGCGCGUAUGGCAUCCGUCCAUUUGGGUCAAUCAUAUCUACCGGCCCUCAUCACCGCCCUAUGUUAUGGACCACACACUCAACGGUUAUUUGAGGCAUCGCUGUUGACAUAUUGGAUGAAAGCGGGCAAACAUAUGUCCGACUUGUACCUGGACACGAGCACACCGGUCCAGUGCCUAACCCUUAUUGAAAUGCAAUCGCUUUUCGUUUCGCACCGUAUUUCAUAA
Molecule: messenger RNA, 285 nt
Organism: Oppiella nova
Lineage: Eukaryota; Metazoa; Arthropoda; Arachnida; Sarcoptiformes; Oppiidae
Source: the annotation of a GenBank genome assembly